Molecule: messenger RNA, 3490 nt
Organism: Nasonia vitripennis (jewel wasp)
Lineage: Eukaryota; Metazoa; Arthropoda; Insecta; Hymenoptera; Pteromalidae
Product: neuropeptide SIFamide receptor
Exons: 4
Coding region: 749-2353 (534 amino acids)
Biological process (GO): G protein-coupled receptor signaling pathway
Cellular component (GO): membrane
Molecular function (GO): peptide binding; neuropeptide Y receptor activity
Source: RefSeq, a predicted model, not a curated record
GGCGCGCGCUCCUCACAGCGCCGAGUCGAGGCUCGAGCAGCCAAGCAGACGCGCUACACAUCUCGCCGCGCCAGUAGUCCGCCGUCUUCUCGCCGAGAGCAGUCUCAUCGCGCGCCGCCGCCGACGCCGCAGCGCGCGCUCUCUUCAAACAGUUGCCGCUUCGCUUGCGAUCGACGAGAAUCUCGAGCGCGUGCCCCCGCGAGCUACGCCCGCCUUUAGAGGUAAACAACCGAUCUUUGCCGCGGCAUCUCAAAGGAAAGCGCCGAUGCACGUGGAUCGGUGCACUAGUGCUGAAUAAGUGGUCUUCUCGCGAGCGCGCGCGCGCGCGUCCCACCUGCUCGCUGCCCCCGUUCCGCAGCGCCUCUGGGAUUCCCCGAGCUGCCCGCGUGCUCGAGUGCAUCAGCGCUGGUGCUCGAGGGCUUCUUCAUCUCCUUACUCCGCCUCGUAGUCCGCACCUCAAGGCGCUUCACUCCCGCGCAAACGAGAAAAUCGGCCAGCGAACCCCUCGACUGCACUCGCGAAUCCUCGUGUGUCAAAGAACGCGCCGACCGCGACUUCAAAGGAGCACUUGUCCUAAAAAUCGGGGCUGUCGAGGGCAGCUGGCGACAUCGGCCGCGCAUCUGGCCUGGAUCGGGAAAUCGGAUGCGAACCAGGCGACGAACAGCAGCGAGCCUAAGAGCUGCAGCAGCAGAGCAGACGAGCAGCAGCAGCGGUUUCCUCGAGCCUCGGCCGCAGCUAGCCGCAUCCCAUGGUCGACCAGUCCAGCGUGGCAGCACGCCAUCAACACUACCACCAGCACGCCGCGCAGCACCAGCAGCACCACCUUCACUCGGACCUGCAGUACGACGGCCUGAGGCUGUCCGCGCCCGCGGCAGCCGCGUCGAUGCUGCAGCCGUCCUCUCCCCUGCUGGAGAUGGCCUCGCUCAGGCUGCCGGACUCGGACGAGUUCGACCUCGAGCGUAGGCGCAGCAGCGGACAGCAGUCGGCAACCGGGCUGCCCAGUGGCGAGCACCUCGGCGACCUGCGCGGCCUCGUCGCCGCCCGGGCUGAGAUCUUCGCCGAGUACGUGAACGGCUCGGUGCAGGACCUGCUCGUGCUGGCCAGUACCAGGCGGCCCUCGCCCUUUGCCGGAGGCGGCGGCCCCGCCGGCACCAUGGACGCCGCCAGCCCCGAGAACGACGACGAGAUGCAGCAGCUCGCCGGCUUCUUCAACUGCACCAACUGCAACAUCUCCGUGGAGCUCGUGCCCGACCGCUGGUACAGGCACAGCGUCGCCAUGUCCGUCGUCUAUUUCGUCGCCUACUGCCUCGUCUUCGUCGUCGGACUCAUUGGCAACAGUUUCGUCAUCGCCGUGGUCUACCGUUCCCCGAGGAUGCGCACCGUUACCAACUUCUUCAUCGUCAAUCUCGCGGUCGCCGACGUGCUCGUCAUCGUCUUCUGUCUGCCAGCGACCCUCAUGAGCAACAUCUUCGUUCCUUGGGUUUUGGGCUGGUUCAUGUGCAAGAUUGUGCCGUACAUCCAAGGUGUCUCCGUGGCUGCCUCGGUCUACAGCUUGGUCGCCGUAUCGCUGGACAGGUUCCUGGCGAUCUGGUGGCCACUGAAGUGCCAGAUAACGAAGCGCCGCGCCCGCAUGAUGAUAGUCGUCAUCUGGUUCAUCGCGCUCACGUCGACGAUGCCCUGGCUGCUGUUCUUCGACCUCGUGCCCAUCUACAGCGACGAUCCGAACCUGAAGCUCUGCCUGGAGAGGUGGCCGAACCCCGAGGACGACUCCCUCUUCUUCCUCAUCGGCAACCUGAUGCUCUGCUACGUCCUGCCCAUGAUCCUCAUAUCGCUCUGCUACGUGCUCAUCUGGAUCAAAGUCUGGCGGCGGCACAUCCCUAGCGACACCAAAGACGACCAGAUGGAGCGGCUCCAGCAAAAGUCCAAGGUCAAGGUCGUCAAGAUGCUCAUCGUCGUCGUCAUCCUCUUCGUGCUCUCCUGGCUGCCCCUCUACGUCAUCUUCGCCCGCAUGAAGUUCGGUGGUAAAAUCGCCGACUGGGAGGAGGAGCUGCUGCCGAUCGCGACGCCGAUCGCCCAGUGGCUGGGCGCGAGCAACUCCUGCAUCAACCCGAUCCUCUACGCGUUCUUCAACAAGAAGUACCGCAGGGGCUUCAUGGCCAUCCUGAAGUCGGGCCAGUGCUGCGGCAAGCUGCGCUACUACGAGACCGUCGCCAUGAUGUCCUCCUCGACCUCGAUGCGCAAGUCCUCCUACUACGUGAACAACAACAACUCGUCGACGCGGCGAGCCUUCCACGGGCCGCCCGUCCACCAGGACAGCAACGUCUCCUACAUCUUCAACCACACGGGCGUCUAGGGGUACCGGAUCGGCUCUCUCAGGCAGCCCAAAGCGUUCUGAUGACCCGGCGAGUAAAUCGAAUCGACCGCCGAGUAUGAUCCUCCCGACUCCGCUGCAGCUUGCGAACACCGCGAGAAUCGCCGGAGACGAAGGUUUUGGGGUGCAGCUCCUACGAGAGUCGAUCCGAUCUGAUGCGUGCGUGCGCAUGGGCCGUGGCAGGCCUUUGUGCGGCGCACCACGACGACGUUGGACCCGACCAGUCGAUUUUUUCCCGAAGCGACGCGCAGCAGCAUUGUCGCGUCGCUGUCGGACUCUCGGAUUCCCUUUAUCGGUAAAUCACACCGCUCGAGGCAUAUCGACCUUCGCUUAUUGAUAUGCGCGCGUUGCGCCUAUACUGUAUACCGAUUUGUCGAUGGCGUCCGGGGCGUUGGCCUCGUUCGCUCGUCUCUUUUCCUUCGAGAAGUAACGCUCACACGCGUACACACAUACACGCGCACACACACGGAUGUCUGCGUACGACCGUCUAAUUGACUCAUCACGCCUACAUCCAUACAUAUAUGUCCUUAAUUCUUUCCACGGAUACACACGACUGUCUGUUAUCGAUUGUUGUUGAGAUUAUAGUUUGCAUCUGCAGUGCGCGUGGAUUUAUCAUACGAAAACAAGAUGAAAACGAAGCCACCCAAAAACACACGAAUGUACAUACGAUAGUUCCCCUUGGUGUGCAGCUAGCGCAUCAACCGCGCCUCGACGUGUAUAUUAUUAAUACCGCUUUAUUUUCCGAACACGACGAGAGUUGUGCGUUUCGCCGUACAGAAUAGUUAUAUAUUCGCUAUAAUAGGUAUAUAAGGGUUUCACGAUAAGGCGUAUCCGUUCCCUUUGACACGCGCCCCUACUGUCCCCCGUUUCUUCCGGUGUAUGUUGAGGAGCUUGAAAUUUUCGUUUCUUCUUCGUGGAUGUUGACGCGCUUUGAUCGUGCACAUUGUUUAGACGUGUAGGUACUGUAACAAGCGAAAAAGCAGCAUAUCGCGAGGUGAGAAGAUAAAUAAGAGGGACUUAUGGCGUCGCUGCUCCUCGUGAAAAGGGAUCAGCGACAUCGGGUACAUCGGAGGGCUGAUUAAGCUUUUUGGAAAAUGCGUAAAAGCAUUUUACGAUACA